This is a messenger RNA of Arachis duranensis, 942 nucleotides long. Its product is annotated as defensin Ec-AMP-D2. Bases 81 to 302 code for a protein of 73 amino acids. The transcript has 2 exons. The record is from RefSeq and is a predicted model, not a curated record. Gene Ontology annotation, biological process: defense response. Lineage: Eukaryota; Viridiplantae; Streptophyta; Magnoliopsida; Fabales; Fabaceae.
UAUAUAUACAAGAAAUCAGAUUAACAUACAUACUCUUAGCUUGUAUCAAAUUUAUUUUGAGUGUUUAGGUCCAAAGAAUCAUGGAGAGGACACGAUUUGGGCUUUUCUUCUUCCUUCUCUUUCUCCUUGCUUCUCAGAUGGUGGUGCAAAGCGAGGGAAGACACUGCGAGUCAAAGAGCCACCGGUUUAAAGGAAUGUGCGUUCACGAACGCAACUGUGCUUCGGUUUGUAACUUAGAAGGUUUCUCCGGCGGAAAGUGCCGUGGCUUCCGUCGACGCUGCUUCUGCACCAGGCAUUGCUAACACGGUUUAAACCUAAGAUCUGAAAUUUGAUAUUAUUUGAGUCCGUUCGUUAGUAGUCGUAGUAAUGUUAAGUAAUAAAAUAUGUAUUAAUUAAUUGGUACAUGCAAUGUAUGUAUGCAUGGUGCUAAUUAAUUAAUUAAUUAUAAGUACCAACCAUGUAUGUUUUAUUUCUGUGGUUUCAUUAUAUUUAUUUCCCCUAUUUCUAGCUAGGGUUUAUUUGUAACGAAUAAUCUUGUUCUUCGUUGGUCGUGUUUUUUUUUUUGGUGGACAAACGGGGGUCAAAAACCCCAAAGGAAAAGCAGAAGAGAAAAAACAACUAAGACCCUCUAAGCCUAAAAGUUCCAAAACAAUCCAAACUCAAAGCAUAACAAAUAUCUAAGGGAGGGGCAUCAUAGAUAUGCAAGCCAAAAGGGAGCUCUUGUCCCUUUUUUGCUAGGAGAUCAGCUGGAGAAUUUGCUUCACGAAGUGUGUGAGACCAGUUGAUGUGCUGGAUGCGAUUGGCAAGAAUUCUUAUGUCUUCUAUUAGAGGCGCACAAGGGUGUAAAGAAGGAACACCAUCUUUAACGAAAUUGAAAGCUACCUGGGAAUCAGUUUCAAUAAUAAUAUCAUGGAGGUCAUUGGCGAUUGCAAUUUGUAUCCC